Messenger RNA from Linum tenue, 3123 nucleotides. Lineage: Eukaryota; Viridiplantae; Streptophyta; Magnoliopsida; Malpighiales; Linaceae. The record is from the annotation of a GenBank genome assembly.
UUCUCCCGGAAAAACCAUUGCCCCGCAUCUUGGCAUAUUUCUCUGGGUAUUGGGGAUCUUCCCGGAUCUUCAAACAUCGGUUUUGGGAACUAAAGAUUGUUAUCUCCACUUUGUUUUCAGAAUUAGUCUCUUCGGGCGCUGGAUACCACAAUUCAUUAUCGUUGUUCCACAUUGCAUGCUGGUGUUUUGGCUCUCUGGCUUGUUCAUUAAUGUUGUUAGUGAUUUCUUUUGACGUUUUCUUCUUGUUCUGCUCGAACGUUUUUAACUAAAUGGCCGAAUUCAGGAUCCCUUGCCUCUCUUUACUUGGAAAAUUGUUGUAAUAUUGACAAAUUAUGGAGAGCAGUGUCCAACUAGGCAUGGUCGAAGUUGUAUCACGUAAUAAUUAUUCUUGGAUACAUCACCGUUCACACGUAGCCAUAGCAGCUGAUGAAGCAAUGCUGUGGAUCAUCAGAUGUGCAUCUUAUGGAAUUUUUAAUAUUUUUAAUUCAUUGCUGUUAUUGCUUUUCUUGAAGCAUAAGUCGUGUUGAUCUGAUAUAUGUUGAAUUUACUGUAAGUUUGGAGUUCGAUAUAAGGAGUGAACUGUUUUUUGCCCCACCUACUGCAGAUGGUAUACGAUGGUGCAUGCUGAUGGUUCAGUGUCCCAAACAUGGGAUUAUCUCAUUGGAAAUGGGUUGAAGGGACUCAUUGAUAUAUGGCCAAAACCUACUGCUACUGCCUGGAAACUGAUUGGUUGUUAUGGUGCAUUUGAGGCUGCUCUUCAGCUUCUUUUACCUGGUAAAACAGUUGAAGGACCGAUCUCUCCUAAAGGGAACCGACCUGUUUACAAGGCAAAUGGCGUGCUCGCAUAUGCAGUCACGAUUGCUACAUAUAUUGGCAUAUGGUGGUUUGGGAUAUUCAACCCCUCGAUUGUUUAUGAUCAUUUGGGAGAAAUUUUCUCAGCACUCAUUUUCGGAAGCUUUCUCUUCUGUGUUUUCCUGUAUAUUAAAGGUCAUGUGGCACCAUCAUCUACAGAUUCUGGCUCCCUUGGGAACAUAAUUAUUGAUUUCUACUGGGGUAUGGAGCUAUAUCCUCGAAUUGGUAAGAACUUCGACAUCAAAGUUUUCACAAACUGCAGAUUCGGGAUGAUGUCUUGGGCAGUUCUUGCAUUGACCUACUGCUUUAAGCAGUAUGAGCUGUAUGGGAAAGUAGCUGAUUCCUUGCUGGUAAAUACGAUACUGAUGCUCGUGUAUAUCACAAAGUUUUUCUGGUGGGAGGCUGGUUACUGGAACACAAUGGACAUCGCCCAUGAUAGAGCUGGUUUUUAUAUCUGCUGGGGAUGCUUAGUGUGGGUCCCCUCUAUAUAUACUUCUCCUGGCAUGUACCUAGUCAACCAUCCUGUGGACCUUGGAUCUCAGCUUGCACUUUUUAUAUUGGCUGCUGGAGUUCUUUGCGUAUAUGUCAACUAUGAUUGUGAUAGGCAAAGGCAGGAAUUCCGUAGGACAAAUGGGAAGUGUUUAAUCUGGGGAAAGCCUCCAUCGAAGAUUGUGGCUUCCUAUACUACCACAACUGGGGAGACUAAGUCAAGCCUUCUCUUAACAUCAGGAUGGUGGGGCUUAGCCCGCCAUUUUCAUUAUGUUCCUGAAAUAUUGGCUUCCUUCUUCUGGUCUCUCCCUGCACUUUUCAAUCAUUUUAUCCCCUACUUCUAUGUGAUAUUUCUCACCAUCCUUCUUGUGGACCGUGCUACACGAGAUGAUGAUCGCUGCCGUUCAAAGUAUGGGAAAUACUGGAAGAUGUACUGAGAUGGGUCCAUAGACUCUUUCUGUUUUUCUCUACUGGGUAGAAUUAGCUUGACUAACUGAUCAGGUAUAAUGGGAUAAAUGUCAUGUAACUGUCCGGGUACAUGAUUUAGCCUGUGGAUUCAAUUUUCAACCAGAACCAUUGAAAUGUGAUGGGUGAUUCUUGACUGUUGUCAUUAUGGAACGAUUAAGGAAUCCUUACACUUCGAGGAUAAAUGUCAUGGGUGAUUCUUGUGAUGGGUGAUUCCUUUCAAUUUAAGGAAUCCUUACACUCGAGGAUAUGCAGGUAAAAAAGAAGAGAGCACAAAGGUGAGGCCAAACAAUGGCUCUCAUUCUAACCAAUGGUGCUACUCCACUUUGGUCACCAUCAUGCUGUUGUUCAUCUUCAACAACAUCUAAGGCAAUUACUAAGUUGUUCCCCAAGCUGCACUUGAAGCCCGUUAAUCUGCUGUCGAAACCUCUUGAUGGACUUAGCUCUGCCACUGGCCUCACUUCAGUGCGGAAUAUUGGGUUGAUACCAAGGGCAGUAUCUGACAUCGAUGAUCCUAGUCCAGCCAGUGUGGAGCCAUCAAGUGGCAGUGAGGACGAAGAGAGUUUGUCAAUCGAUAAACUCCCUUUGGAGUCUAAGCUGCAGCUGAAGCUCGAGCAGAAGAUGAAAAUGAAACUGGCCAAGAAGGUCCGUCUGAGGAGAAAGAGGCUCGUGAGGAAGCGGAGCCUGAGGAAGAAAGGACGAUGGCCGCCAUCCAAAAUGAACAAGUUGAAGAAUGUCUGAGACCUAUUACCAUGUCCCCUUGUUUAGCAGGUGAUGCGAGGAUAUUCUGAGUACAGAUUUUGAAUACUAUUGUUGCCCACCAUGAUUCCUUCCUUAUUGCUGUCAACUGUGUAGCUGUUUCCUAGUGAAAUACUCUCCCUUAAACCAGCUUCACUCUGCUGCGCACUGCACAUUCCUUUUGUUUAGUCAUCGACCUCAACUAUAUGUUGAAUCAUUCUGUAAAGACUUCCUCUAUUUGAUCGAAGAAGCCCACAAGUUAGAAGCCUAACGAAAAGGUAUGGUGGGUGAGAACUGAGAAGGAAGGACUGAUGGGUUGGACCGUGGAGUGGAUGGUUUUGGCCUUUGGGCAGGCCGAGGGGCAUUUGUCCUUUUUGAUUUGUUUCCUCCAUCGCUUUGCUUUCUCUCUCGGUUUCCUGGUUUGUCCGGAACAGAAGCCUAGAGAGAAGGAGCGUCUGACAAUAUUCUCUGUACCAUCUGUACCCUCUCUCUCUCACUCUGCAUCACUGUUGCCCUCGUGUCCCGAGUCUCCACUCUCUCUCUCGCUCCUUCCUUCUACAGUAUUGCUUUGCUUCCCCC